Molecule: messenger RNA, 2454 nt
Organism: Corvus hawaiiensis (hawaiian crow)
Lineage: Eukaryota; Metazoa; Chordata; Aves; Passeriformes; Corvidae
Gene: ALKBH4
Product: alkB homolog 4, lysine demethylase
Exons: 4
Coding region: 1-936 (311 amino acids)
Biological process (GO): protein demethylation; oxidative demethylation; actomyosin structure organization
Cellular component (GO): midbody; contractile ring
Molecular function (GO): oxidoreductase activity; demethylase activity; actin binding
Source: RefSeq, a predicted model, not a curated record
AUGCAGGCGGCAGGCGGCGGCGGAGGGCCGGGCUGCGGCUGCAAGGGGAUCCGCUCCUGCCUGCUCUGCGAGGGGCCCGCGCCGGCCGCUCCGCCCCCGCAGGGAGAAGAUAAUUUCACUUACUGUCCAGCAACAGGCCUAGCUAAAGGAAAUGAGCACUCGGAAUUUGCUGGCUGGGCAUUUCCCUUUCCAGGGGUGUUCCUGGUGGAGGAGUUCAUUAGUGAAGAUGAAGAGUGUGAGAUAGUGGAACUGAUGGAUCGAGAUGACUGGAAACCAUCACAGUCUGGCCGAAAGAAACAGGACUAUGGACCCAAAGUGAACUUCAAGAAACAAAGGCUGAAAGCUGGCAGCUUUACUGGUUUGCCAGGUUUCAGCAGAAAGAUUGUGGCCCAGAUGAAGGCCUGUGCUGUGCUCAGUGGUUUCUUACCUGUGGAACAGUGUAACCUGGACUACAGACCGGAGAGAGGCUCUGCCAUCGACCCCCACUUUGAUGACUGGUGGCUCUGGGGGGAGCGCCUGGUCAGCUUGAACUUGCUGUCAAAAACUGUGCUCUCCAUGUCCUGCGAUUCAGAGGACACCAUCCAAUUAUUUCCCAUUUCCAGUAAAGAGGAAUUAAGUCCCCCUGGAUCUUUCACGCAGACAUCAUCGUGCAGAAAUUCAGGAGAAGGGGGAACCAAGUGCUUUUUGUCCCCAAGGCUGGUUCCGGGUAAGGAGGUGAGUGUGGCCAUCCCCUUGCCCCAGAGGUCGCUGGUGGUGCUGCACGGGGACGCGCGGUACAAGUGGAAACACGGGAUCCACCGCAGGCACAUCGAGCACCGCCGCGUCUGCAUCACCUUCAGGGAGCUCUCCGCGGAGUUCAGCGCCGGGGGGAGGCACGAGGAACUGGGCAAAGAACUGCUGCAAGUUGCUCUUUCCUUUCAAGGGAGACCCGUGUGACCACGAGGUUGCGUUUUGUUGGGAGAUGUGUAAACUGAGCCUCCUCGAGGCAGAUACAGCUUCCCUACAACCCACCUCCAAGCAAACCUGGCAUUGGAAUGACCCACAUCCUCCUGACCUGCCCAGUGCUCUGCCAGAAAUACCAGAGAUGAUAAUGAGGAAGGUUUGCAUCAUUCUGCAGCCUGUCCAGAAGGAGCUGGAUCAGAGCCACCGCCUGUUGAUUGAAUGUCCAUCAGCUCACAAUAAUUUCAGCCAAUACAGAACAAGCUUGCAUCAAACACACUGACAGGGAAUUAAAUAAAGCAAUAGCCAAGCCCUGCAUGACAUUUGUUUAUGUAGUUAAAUGCACUCGAGGCUUUGGGGAAACUAUUUAAUAGAAUCACAGAAUGGUUCAGACGGGAAAACACCUUUAAGAUCACAGAAUCCAACCACUACACCAGCACUGCCAAAUCCACCACUAAACCGUGUCCCUAAGUGCCACGUCUACACAUACUUAUCUCUAAAUAACUUCUCUUCUUUCAUCGAUAGCCAAAGAGGUGCUCUUAUUAGAGAGCAAACAUCCGUGUACUAAAUACCUAAAUACCUGCAUGCCAAACUACCAGUGGAGAAAUGAGCCAGUAGGAACAAAUACCUCAGCUUUCCAAUCAGCUGGGGGAAAAGCUUGCUAAUAAAGAGAAUUCCUUUUUGCAAGAGAUUUUUUUUCUAAGUUACUGAUUUCAGGUCUAUUUCUUGUGUUAGGCCAGGGAGCAUAAUUAACAUCACUUACACCUGUGUAUAUUCAACUGCACUUUAAACAGUUCAAAGAGAAUGUAAAACCAAUGGUUAAUUUUGUGGGUUUGCCAAAGACUUUCAGCAACUUUCUGCUGUGAGAGUUGAGAAAGCGUGCUUUGUUCUCAGAGAUGUGGUUCGGCCCUGCAGUGUGGGUGGGCUGCAAGCCCCCGACUCCCAGUAGUGCCAGUGAUGCCAGUGACAGCACACCCCAGCACAGACACCUUGUGUGACCACGCUGGUAGGUCAGUCCCCAGCAAUACAAAAUGUUAAUUUAAUAAUCAUGUUAAAGACAACAGUCACAACAGGACUCCAGCAAUCAGGAGCACACAGGGCAUGCACAUAAGAGGAUUUUUAGAGUAAGCAAACUCCUGAGUGAGAGAAGUCUACAGGAGAGCACCCAGCUUUCUCAAAAAGAGGAGGGAGGGACCUUCUGCCCCUGCAGCACACAAGUUUGGUUACAAAUCAACACAGACUUUGUGAAAAGUUUUUAAGAGCAUCUUUUGCACACAGCCAGAGAGUGGAGAGCAAUGACAAAGCAACUGAGUACCCUGUCCCCACUCCAGCCUGCUCCCACUGAAACCCCCACCUGCAGCUUUCCAGCUUCACUUUGGGUGACCAACUUCAUCAUCCCAGACUGUCGUAAUGUUAUGGAUGAUUCAUGAUCUGGGGGGUUGGGGGAGGAAAAAGCAGCGGAAGAAGCUAAAAUAAAGCAAGAAAGGCUAUCUGGAAAGUUCUUGAGAUCUAUCU